AAACACUGCUUGUGUGUAACCCCGGACUGCAGAGAUGUCUCAUGUGGUAAAAAAGAGAAAAUUGGAUAAAACCCGGCAGGACCGGCUGUAUUUCGACAGCUACACCGAUGUGACCAUCCACGAGGAGAUGAUAGCGGACCACGUGCGGACCAGCACGUACCGGAACGCGAUCCUGCGGAACGCCGAGUGUCUGCAGGGGAAAGUCGUGCUCGACGUGGGAGCAGGAACCGGCGUGCUGAGCAUCUUCUGCGCCCAGGCCGGGGCCCGGAAGGUGUACGCCGUGGAGGCGUGCUCCAUCGCCGAGCAGGCCGCCAAGAUCGUCCGGCACAACGGGCUGGAGGACACGGUGGAGGUGGUGCGGGGCACGGUGGAGACGGUGCAGCUCCCGGAGAUGGUGGACGUGAUCGUGAGCGAGUGGAUGGGCUACGCGCUCCUGCACGAGUCCAUGCUGGACUCGGUGCUGCACGCGCGGGACCGCUGGCUGAAGCCCGGCGGGCUGAUCCUGCCGAGCCGGGCCGAGCUCUACAUCGCGCCCAUCAUGGACCCGGUGGCGGAGGACCGCCUGCACUUCUGGUACACCGUCAAGGAGCAGUACGGCGUGGACAUGUCCUGCAUGUCGGACUUCGCGCGCGGCUGCAUCAUGAACUCGGACAUCACCGUGAACACGGUGACCGUGGAGGACGUGCUGUCCCACCCGGCCCGCUUCGCCGAGCUGGACCUCAACACGGUGACCUUGGAGGAGCUGCGCGCGGUCAAAGGUCACUUCAGGUGCGAGUGCUUCGGCUCGGCGGCCGUCAACGCCUUCUGCGUCUACUUCACCGUCAGCUUCACGUGCCCGGACAAGCCGCAGCCGCUCGUGCUCUCCACGUCCCCGUUCAAGCCGGAGACGCACUGGAAGCAGGCCGUGCUGUACCUGGACGCGCCGGUGCGCGUGGAGCAGGACACCCCGGUCACCGGGGAGGUGCGCAUGUUCCCGUCCGAGGAGAGCGCGCGCUUCAUCUGCAUCCGCGUGGACUUCACGGUGGGGGAGCACAGGACGCAGUCCAAGACGUUCUCCAUCCCGGACUGGAGCCGCGAGCCUCAGCUUUAAUGCCACUCCUCACCUGGCCCCUCUGUUUCAGCUCCACGCGCUCACUGUGAAGAGUUUAGGUUUUUUUUCUUUGUCCUGGUUGUUACAGUAAAACUUGAUCUCCAGUCUGACCUGAGAGGGUUUUCAGUCACGCCUGCUCUCAUACCUCAUAAAUAACUCCUGAAAUGGAAAAUAAACCUCAAACCUCACCCCUUUCAAAUCAGUCUCAUGUGAACACAUUUUAAUAUUAUGCAGAAGCUCUGCAGUCAGUGGUUAUAUUUAAAAAAAAAAAAAUCAAUCCAUCUAACAAUUACCAGAUUUUGUAACCAAUAAAAUGUCCUGUUCUUUUCUGCAACAUACAA
Messenger RNA from Salarias fasciatus (jewelled blenny), 1431 nucleotides. RefSeq names its product protein arginine methyltransferase 6 (gene prmt6). The transcript has a single exon. The record is from RefSeq and is a predicted model, not a curated record. The coding region runs from base 35 to 1090 and encodes 351 amino acids. Lineage: Eukaryota; Metazoa; Chordata; Actinopteri; Blenniiformes; Blenniidae. Gene Ontology annotation, molecular function: histone methyltransferase activity; protein-arginine N-methyltransferase activity. Gene Ontology annotation, biological process: peptidyl-arginine methylation, to asymmetrical-dimethyl arginine; chromatin remodeling.